UUUUGGUUCAUGUGGAUGGAACUUGAUAAAAGAAAAUACAAUGUGGAGAUUUUCUACAUUUUCGGCACUCAAUUGCAACUUCUUCUAGAAUUCAGGGGUAGUUGGAGUAAUUAUUCAUUCAGAUUUCAGCCUUAAUAAUUUUCUUCAAUCCGCUUUCCCUAUUCCGGACCUUACGUCGCCGCCUUUCCUGCUUUCUGAACCUUGCGAUGCCACAAACCGGAAAGGAAAACCGUAGAGAUAGAGAAGCGUAGGAGAGCGCUCGCACGGUGAAAGAAAAAUUAACAGAGAAACCAGAGUACAAUUCUUUCCUUCUCCUUCCGCCGAGAGCUUUUUUCUCUCUAGAAAAUGGACGACGCUGCGCCGGUGAAUUGGGAAGCUCUGGACGCCCUCGUCAUCGAUUUCGCCACAUCCGAGAAUUUGAUUGAGCAGCAGCCGCAGGAGUCUCUGGCGGAUUCCCCUGCUUCGCCGUUAUCUCCUCUAUCUCCGUCGUCUUCGUCUGUCUCGUCUUCUUCCUCAUCGUCUUACCAUUCCAGGCUGAUCAUUCGCCAGAUCAGGCGGUGCCUAGCGGCGGGGGACAUUGACGCCGGAAUCGAGCUUCUCCGAGCUCACGCUCCUUCCGUUCUCGACGAUCACAGGGUUCUAUUUCGCUUGCAGAAGCAGAAAUUCAUCGAGUUGUUGAGGAAAGGGACGGAAGAGGGGAGAGAUGCUGCGAUUGCUUGCAUAAGGACGGCUCUUGCUCCCUGUGCGCUUGAUGCUUAUCCGGAAGCAUACGAGGAAUUCAAGCAUGUUCUCCUUGCCUUUAUUUAUGACAUACAUGAUCAGAGUUCGCCUGUGGCAAAUGAGUGGUCUGAAAAGAAGAGGUCCGAAAUUGCUGGGUUGAUGACUUCUGUCUUGAGAGCUCAUUUGCAGGCAUAUGAUCCAGUCUUUGCAAUGACAUUGCGAUAUUUGAUAAGCAUACACAAAACCUUUUGCUUUCGUCAAGGAACCACAUCUCCGAUUUCAGACCUUACUGAGAGGUUGCUCAUGGAGGAGCGUGACCCUCCAGCUGUGCCACAGGAGAGUUUUUAUGAGGCACCUCCAUUUGAUGAGGUGAUUACUGUGGACAUUCAAGCUCUUGCACAUGCUGUUGAGCUUACAAGGCAGGGAGCUGUUGAUAGCUUGAGAUAUGCUAAAGGAGACUUGUUUCAGGCGUUCCAGAAUGAAUUAUGCCGAACGAAGUUGGACGUGCCCGUGCUAGAUGAACUUGUUCGAGAGUAUUGUGUCUAUAGAGGCAUCGUUCGCUCGGGCUUUGUGGCAUCUGCUGGUGACUCCCUAACUUAUGCUUGCACUAUGCUAUGUUUUAUCUCAUUUUAAAGGUCGCUUUUUUUUUUAUCUUGAUCUAGUACAGAAGUAGUACUCGUGUCUCACAUUACAUCCAACUCCUUUCAUCUUAGAAUGCAAAGUAAAUCAAUCCGAACCUGGUCGCUUGCCAUCUCAAAACUAUUCUCUUGAAGUGGACCAGGCUACCAGCAUACCUUCAGAUGGUGAAAAUUCUGUAAUCACAAUGCACCUGGAUGUUUCUUCAGAGAAUGAUGUUGUUGUCAAUAGCAGGCCAGAAACUGAUAUUGAGAUGAGAUAUGCUUCUGAAUCAACUGGAAAUUGUGAAGAUUGCAGCACAAGUGAAAUGCAGCAACCUGACAUAUCAAAACUUCUUCAAAGAAAUAGAAACUAUACAAGCGGAGAGAGGAGCAAACGCAAGCGCUGGAGGGGUCGGCAGGAUGAGCAGGAAUAUCUCUCUGGUGUAGCUUACAGUGCAUGCAGCAAGCAAGACCUUGAUGCAGUCGUAGCCAGGGCAGACAUCGGUGGUGAACACCAGGGAAUAGAAAAGCAGUCCACAGAAGACCUAAAUAACACGGAUGAUAGGUAUGAGAUUGUGUUGGGAAUCAAGGAUCUAGCAGCUAGAGGCAUGGCUACAGAGGUUGUGGAACAAGUUAAUGCUUUGGAUCCAAACUUCUUCUCCCAGAAUCAUGCCUUGCUCUUCCAAUUAAAACAGGUUGAAUUCCUCAAGCUGGUCAGUGCUGGUGAUCAGUCAGGUGCUUUGAAGGUGGCCUGCUCGCACAUGGGUCCCUUAGCAGCAAAUGAUCCUUCUCUUCUGAAGCCUUUGAAGGAGACUCUGGUUGUGUUACUCCGUCCACAUGAAGAGAUGCUUGGAAAAGGCUUACCUUUAAAUGCUCUAGCAAAUUCACUCCAGGUCGCAAUUGGUCAAAGGCUUGGCAUUGAAGAACCACAACUCAUGAGGUUAAUGAGAGCAGCCAUGCACACACACAAUGAGUGGUUUAAGCUGCAAAUGUGUAAAGAUCGCUUUGAGGGUCUUAUGAGGAUAGACUCUCUGAAAGAACUCGAGACACCUUUGCUCUCUGCUUGCUCCAUGUUGAGCUCGAAUGCAGAUAGCUCUACUCAGGGUUCCUCCCAAGUUACGACAUCUUCAAGUGCGAGGUUGCCUGAAGAUGGUACAAGUCCGGCUCAAGUCUCAUCGGGAGAAGUCUGUGAUGAAAGCGCAAUACUCAAAGUGAUGGAGUUUCUCGCCUUGCCAAGGGCUGACGCCAUCCAUCUUCUUGCACAGUACAAUGGAAAUGCGGAGACCGUCAUCCAGCAAAUAUUUGCUUAGCUUAGAGUAGUAGGUUCAAGCUUUCAUGUUUUAUUCUUUCAUUUAUUUGCAGAGGGCAUUGCUUGCUGCCCAUCCCUUGUUUGUGACACUUAUCAUAGCAUUAUAUAGAUGUACUCCUUUAUCACUCACCAUUUGAUGUCAUCUGCUGGAUACCGCCAUGGCCUGCUUUUUUAUUGGUCCCAUGUUCUUUUCAUUUUGAUUCUUCUUUCUCGGGGGCAAGUCUUUAGUAAAACAGUAUAUGUCCAUGCCAUACCCUAUGAAAACUAAUCUAUUAUUCUUGUCUCAAAUCAGUUAUUGAGUACAAAGAAUGACAGCUUUAGCGCAGGGGAAACUGAAGGCUUGAGUAUAUGUCUUGCUGAAAAGCAUGCUCAGGCUGCAUUCCUUGGCAGCAACCGCAGCCGGUUCGUAGCGUCCAGUGUCUAGAUUCUUCCGAGUUACAGGGCCCUUCAACAGAUUCUCUCCCACUUUCACUAGAUUAUUCAGAUUCUCCUCUGUAGCCAAGUCUGCGGACACAGUAUCUCCUUGCAGCUUGUCAUCCUGCAAAAGUAUUUGUAACAGAAUUUGGGUUUGAAGAUGCCAUA
Molecule: messenger RNA, 3228 nt
Organism: Linum tenue
Lineage: Eukaryota; Viridiplantae; Streptophyta; Magnoliopsida; Malpighiales; Linaceae
Source: the annotation of a GenBank genome assembly